AUGGGCCGGCGGCACUUUAUCUUUGGCCCGGAUCCUCGCACGGCAGAUUCCACGGAGGUGCCUACAGCUCUGGUCGACGCGGAGAAGGUCCAGUCAAGACGUCACUUCCCUCCGGCGCAGGAGGCCUCAAAGGGUGGCACCGCAGACUGUCUAGAGAUCUACUCAAAGAAGCACUGUCCUCCGCCAUCUGCGGAGCAGAGUGAUGGGGCAAGCUGUGGUGUGAGGCGUUUUGACGCUGUGAAGCACAAGCAGUACGAUGAAGAGGUUGCAGACUCCAAAGAGGGACGUCGACACGUGCCCGGGCCCUCAAGCCAUCUGGAUGCUGCAUUGCAGGUCAAAGGACGAGAGAGCCGGCGCUGCCGCCAGGCUUUCGAAGGCCAACUGCGAGCCCCGAGGCCUGACAGCCGGACGCAGCGGCGCUACAUCCAGCCUCAGGACCAUCUGCGAUGGAGCGGCGCGGUUCCUGGCCAAUUCCCCGACUCCAAACCACAGGGGAUCCGCUGCAGCUCCACAUCUCCAACUUACCUGGACGUCAACGCAGCGACUGCGCUUGGCUCUGGUGCUCCAGAGGCAGCAUCCUCAACGGCCUUAGUCUGCUUCGGGCCAAGGUCGCAGACGCCACGCAAACGACGAGUCGGGGUCCAGGACAAUCUCGUCGGAGGAACUCUGCGAGGUCCAGCAUCUGGCAAGGUCGGAGAGGUCAGACCUUCCAGGCGACCUGUGGAUCAGGGUACGAGCUUGCUUGGAGGAUACCUGAGGUCCUCAUGCGAGGUGGACAGAGCACCAUCGCCCUUGCCGCAACGGCCGCAGGACAGUCUUGCCGGCAGUGCAUGUCUUCCCACCGUGAGGGCGAACUAG
Messenger RNA from Symbiodinium sp. CCMP2592, 858 nucleotides. The record is from the annotation of a GenBank genome assembly. Lineage: Eukaryota; Dinophyceae; Suessiales; Symbiodiniaceae.